Ustilaginoidea virens is the source of this 720-nucleotide messenger RNA. RefSeq lists its product as uncharacterized. The record is from RefSeq and is a predicted model, not a curated record. The transcript has 2 exons. NCBI's taxonomy places the organism in Eukaryota, Fungi, Ascomycota, Sordariomycetes, Hypocreales, Clavicipitaceae. Bases 1 to 720 code for a protein of 239 amino acids.
AUGGCUGGUUGGCAAGUCUCACAGCUCAUCCGGCUGACCGCAUACUUGACCCCCCGUCAACAUGACACUAUCCACACACGCGCCCCUCCGAGUUCCCAGCUUCGUCGUCCACACCCCGUUUCCAACGUCGUUUCCAACAUCACCAAUCACCUACACACCCCGGAUGUGCUGCAGUACAGCCCGCUGCAGCACGGGACGCCGUUGUUGCAAAACGACCCUGCCCCGUUGCACCCUCGGCAGACGCUCGAGCUGCUGCAGUACAGCCCGCUGCAGCACGGAACGCCGUUGUUGCAAAACGACCCUGCCCCGUUGCACCCUCGGCAGACGCUCGAGCUGCUGCAAUACAGAUUGUUGCAGCACGGAACGCCGUUGUUGCAAAACGACCCUGCCCCGUUGCACCCUCGGCAGACGCUCGAGCUGCUGCAAUACAGAUUGUUGCAGCACGGAACGCCGUUGUUGCAGAACGAGCCCGCGCCGUUGCAACCCCGGCACACGGUCGAGCUGCUGCAGUACAGGUUGGUGCAGCACGGAACGCCGUUAUUGCAGAACGAGCCCGCUCCGUUGCACCUCUUGUCCAGGCUGGGGGCAGCAGGCGAUGUGUCUUUCAGGGCUGGGCUGGCGAGGCCCAGGCCGAGAAGCCAGGCUGCGACAAUGAGCAGCUUCAUCAUGGAUCACUGCUGGGUUCUGGUCGAGGAGUUAUUGAGUGGAAAAAGGCAAUAG